This is a messenger RNA of Solanum dulcamara, 1192 nucleotides long. Its product is annotated as anthranilate synthase beta subunit 1, chloroplastic-like. Lineage: Eukaryota; Viridiplantae; Streptophyta; Magnoliopsida; Solanales; Solanaceae. Gene Ontology annotation, biological process: L-tryptophan biosynthetic process. Gene Ontology annotation, cellular component: cytosol. The coding region runs from base 182 to 1033 and encodes 283 amino acids. The transcript is spliced from 7 exons. The record is from RefSeq and is a predicted model, not a curated record.
ACCAACACACUACCAAAAUUAAAAUAAUGAGAUUUUCUUAUUUUGGUUGCCAUUGAUAAAAACUAUCUGCCGCUGUCUUCCGAAAACACUUCCACCUCUCUUCACCGCCACCGCUGCUGUAGAUCUCCGGCGUCCGAUCAUAGCGUCAAACGACGACGUUUCAUUCUCUCCACAAUCUCUCAUGGCCGGCAUUAUUACUCCUCCUACCUCUUCACAAUCUGCCGUCAUUCACAUCAGCGGCAAAAACACAUCUCUGUCGCCCCGAAAAACCCUCCCUUUGCCAAUUCUCUCCGGCUCCGACAGUUCAUUUCUCCGAAUGAUAAGCACAAAGCGGCUCCAAACGACGCCGCUUGCUGUAUCGCAGAACAAUUCAGCUACUUGUGUUGAGUUGUCGGAUAAUGCUAAACGGAUUAAGAGUCCGAUUAUUGUUAUUGAUAAUUACGAUAGCUUCACUUAUAAUCUCUGUCAGUAUAUGGGAGAGCUUGGAUGCAAUUUCGAGGUUUAUAGGAACGAUGAACUUACUGUGGAUGAACUGAAGAAGAAAAAUCCAAGGGGAAUACUAAUAUCACCCGGACCAGGUACGCCUCAAGAUUCAGGUAUAUCAUUGCAAACUGUAUUGGAACUUGGACCAACAAUUCCGUUAUUUGGUGUUUGUAUGGGUUUGCAAUGCAUGGGAGAGGCUUUUGGAGGAAAAAUUGUGCGUUCUCCAUAUGGGGUGAUGCAUGGGAAAAGCUCCCCCGUAUAUUAUAACGAAGGUGGGGAGGAUGGCUUGUUUGCGGGGCUAUCAAACCCGUUCAUAGCUGGUAGAUAUCACAGCCUGGUAAUAGACAAGGAAACUUUCCCCAAAGACGCCCUUGAGAUAACUGCAUGGACAGAAGAUGGUCUUGUAAUGGCUGCUCGUCACAAAGUUUAUAGACACAUACAGGGGGUACAAUUCCAUCCGGAAAGCAUCAUCACAAGUGAAGGCAAGACAAUAGUUCACAAUUUUGUCAAAUUGAUAGAGAGGAAGGAAGAAGCAGAAUCUCGAAACUAGACAACUCUCUUUACUCACUGUACAAAAUUAUGGUUUUGCCUCAAUAAACCGAUGCAAAAAUAUGUUCUUUUUGUUGUAACUUAGCAAAGGUAAUUUAAAAACUUGUCAAUACUUGUAACUCCUACUUGUUAUGGAUUUAAUUUGAAAUUCUUUAGACAA